AUGGAGACGCCAUCUGCUGCUGCUUCAUCGGCGACGCCUGCUGCCGCCGCUGCUGCUGCUGCUGCUGCGUCUCGUGCCGGGCGCGGUCGCUCCACCACAAAAAGGCGACAUGUGCUGCCCUUGGCCAGGUCCUCGUCCUCUAGGCCGCCAGACUCGACCGACCUGCCCCCAACCCCUACUGACCAGAUGGCCCCUUCUUCCUUUGCGUAUGAGACGCCUAGCCCGUCGUCCUCGCGCAGUAUAAGAGGCGUCCGCCAUCGUCAGGGCGAGGCUGCAGUGCAGUCCCCCGAAGAUGCAGACGCAAAGGGCGGCCGCUCUCUGCGCCGCAAGCCACGCAUCGACUACAGCUUCGACCACCAGCUCGAGGACAGUGACGUCUUUGCUGCCAGGGCCACGCCCUCGGCGGCCCGCUCCCUCAAGAAGCGCAAGACGGACAUUAGCUUUCUCGACGGCGACGCCGACGAGGAGCACGAGCUGCGCGUCAAGCGGCGCGCCUCGGAGCAGCCCCUUCCUGCCGCAGGCUCUGCUCGCCGCAAGGCGGCUGCGCGCAAGACCACGGUCGAGCCCCAGGUAUAUGUGCCCGACCAGCAGGCAGACGAUGUCGAGGUCCAGGACACAAUUGAGGUUGGUGGCCGGCACAGCAUGCACUCGGACGACUCGUUUCGCGCCCGCACCAGCUCAGGUGGCUCUUCUCAUCAUGAUCUUACACCAAAAGCGGGCCUGCGGCUGUCCAGCAUCACCCACCCUGAACCGCCAUCAUCACCACCACCACAGCCAUCGCAGCCCACAGCCGUCCCCCCUGCGGCCUCUGUCAUCACGCAGGCGCGCGAGGGUGUCUCCCCGCCAACUAGUCAUCCGGUCCUUGAAUCUCACGAAAGCGCAAUCGAGGACGAUGCACCCCAGCCUGAGAGCCAGUCUAUCCCCAGCUCAGCUCCUCAAAAGCUUGAAGAGCCUGAGCAGCCUGCCAGUGUCCAGCCUGCGGCCGAACCUGUCGUAGCACCCACGCCAACUGUCCCGAGCGUUGAGGAGGACAUCAAACCCCCUGCUGAACUACAGACUGAGCCACAAUCUGCGCCCAAAGCUGCAUCACCUCUACCGCAGCCUCAAUCCCAAUCACAAGCAGAACCACAGGUGCCUCGCAAAUCCUCGCCUGCAGAGUCAGCUCCUGUUGAUCUACCCGCGGCACCAUCUGCUCCCGUCAAGGAAGAGCUCAAGCCUACUCCUCAAAAGAGCGUGGCAGUUCCUGCUGAAUCCAAGCAUCCGGAGCCACAGCCAAAGAAGCCGGUGGACGACAAGAACGACCCGCUCGGCCAUCUUACUCCAUAUAUCAGUGGUGCGACUGUCUUAUUUCCGAAGAUCAAGUCCACUGGAGAGCCGGACGCAGAUGCGGACCCAGAAGUUGAAGCCGAUCAGGAGGCCGCCCCUGAUGGCGAGCCGGACGGUACCCUGGACGAAACAGCACAGCCUGGUGAGGACGCUGGCGACGAGCCUGCCGACGCAGCCGACGAAGACACGCCUAUCGGCACGCCUCUUGUUCUUGAGACGGCUGCUAACUCACCAGCACCAGAGCCAGAGGCUGCAGCCAUGUUGCCCUCUAAGCGGCAGUAUGCCUUUCGGAAAACUCGUGACGCCUCUGAGUUUACUUCCCUGUUUGACGAUCUCAAGGGGUUAUCGUAUACGGAGCUGUACUACCGCCUGGAGGUGGCCAACAGAGCCCUGCAAGCCUGGCAGAGCGAGUUCAAUGCAUUGCGCCUGAUCACAGAGGACGAGGACAACUCCAUCCGCUACCACCAAGAAGAGCUUGCUUUCCAGCACCGCGAGAAGAUGGCCCUUAGCAAGGACCCCUCCGCCAAUCCCUUACGCAAGGACUUUGUCGUAAAGGGUACUCGAGCACCCAAGACGGACCCUCAUUUGGCUUAUCUACGACAGCAGGACAAGGUCAUGGCGCAGGCUUACCUUUUCGACUAUGACGACCGCGAGUCCAAGAUUAGCCAGCAGGACCCCGUCUCACAGAGGACCGGCGCUGCCGGCAAGGCCCGACUGCGGGACCGGCCAAAGCAGACUGCUAAAGCCGCUGAGGCCGAUGACCCUGCCGUUGUCUCUGGGAAACGCGCCAGGAAAGCGCCGACACUUUUCGACGGAAUGGAAGGUGCAAGUAGGAGCUCCACGCCUGCACCAUCAUCGCAACCCAAGCGUCGGAGGCGCGGCGCUGGCCAAGGCGGUGACGACAAUGGCGAGUUCCUGCCGUCGUCCGCCGAUGCCAUCGGUGAUGCGGUGCCGGCCAAGAAGGGCAAAGGCGGGCGGCCGCGGAAGCACCCGCUCCCAAUCUCACAGACCGAGGGUGCCUCUGGGCCCGCUUCGGAAGACGGCCCGACACUGCCUACUCCAAACAUUGUCGAACGCCCGGUUCGUAAGAGACGCAGGCGUGACCUGGACGAGGAGGACGAGGCACUAGCAAAUGGCACAGCGUCUGAAGCCAGCAAGCAGGCCAGGAGGCGCAACUCACGCCUGUCCGAGGUCCCCACAGGAUCUUUCUACUCUCAGUCCUCCGCCUAUGCAGAUGAGGAUAAUCGCCCGGCAACUGCGUCCUCCACCGCGUCCAAUACGACGGCAGACUCGUCGCCUAACAACUACUCACUUAGAGAGAAGCGGCAGAAGAAGUUCUCCCUGGAUGACGGAGAGUACGAUGAUGUCGGCGGGGCCGAAGACGAUGAUGGCGCUACGGCCAUUCACUCACGACCAGCUAAGCGUGCGCGCCGGGGGCCAAGGAAGUCGUACGUCGAACAGGUAAUGCCUCUGACCGAUGAGUACGCAGUCGACAUGUCUCAGCCUGAGCAGUCCCAGAUUGUGGCACCGAAACCGACUCCCAAAAUCAAGAUCAAGAACUACCAGCCGUCAAGCGCCUCCUCGACGGCAGCUGCGAGGUCUGCCGCUCCUGUCUCUACAGGUGGGCAUGUGCCAUCGCCUUACUCGCCUGCACCCUCACAGACCAUGGACUCCCCGACGACUCAGGGCGGCUCGUUCCACUCAAACGGCCACACCCCACAGACGGAGCCGGAAAUAGAGAAGGAUUACAGCACGAUGACCAAGUCGGAGAAAAUGUCUUAUUCCAUGAAAGCUCGCUGGGCUUCUGGCUCCAUGUCUGCGGCCGUAAGUAAGCGGCGUGCCACCCUCGCGGCUAAGAAGAGCGCAAGGGCGGCCACGCCCCCCAAGCCUGCUGCGCCUGAAGCUCCGGCCGAGGCACCUCCUGCGGUAGCUAAGUAG
Molecule: messenger RNA, 3264 nt
Organism: Microdochium trichocladiopsis
Lineage: Eukaryota; Fungi; Ascomycota; Sordariomycetes; Xylariales; Microdochiaceae
Exons: 2
Coding region: 1-3264 (1087 amino acids)
Source: RefSeq, a predicted model, not a curated record